Messenger RNA from Rattus rattus (black rat), 5151 nucleotides. It is a transcript of the gene Clec1a, whose product is annotated as C-type lectin domain family 1 member A. The transcript is spliced from 6 exons. The record is from RefSeq and is a predicted model, not a curated record. NCBI's taxonomy places the organism in Eukaryota, Metazoa, Chordata, Mammalia, Rodentia, Muridae. Bases 286 to 1095 code for a protein of 269 amino acids.
GGUCUGAAAAAGCCAGAUAUUUUAAUAACGGUUCACGGACCGCUCAGCCAGAAAACACAUGCGAUUUUCCCUCAGCCAGACUAACUUGGCAUUCUGAAUACAGGCUCAGAGGGGAGGGGCUGGGCCUCUCCACGCAGGAACUGGAGUCAGAGGCUUCCCUUGCUGCCUGCAGGGAGAGACCAUUAAGAAUGCCUCUCAGUGCCUGGUUUCCUGAGGUAUGUGAGAGUAGACAGGCGACCUCGAGGAAUCUGAGCACAUCUCACCGGCAUUUCUGCAGGAAUCAGGAUGCAGGCCAAAUACAGCAGCACAAGGGACAUGCUCGAUGACGAUGACACCACCAUAAGCCUGUAUUCUGGAACAUCCACUGUCACCAGACGAGCAGAGCCCAGGCACUCAGAGAAUGGGACACCCUCUUCAGUUUGGCGCCCAGUGGCCCUGACCCUGCUGACCUUGUGUUUGGUGUUGCUCGUUGGUCUGGCAGCCCUGGGCCUUGUGUUUUUUCAGUUCUACCAGCUCUCCAAUACCCAGCAAGACAGCAUCACAGAAAAGGAUGAAAGGCUGGGGAACAUGUCCCGACAACUACAGUCUCUCCAGACCCAGAACAGAAAACUCACUGAAACUCUGCAGCAGGUAGCCUUAAAACUGUGUCGUGAACUUUACAACAAAAGUGGAGGACAUAGAUGCAGUCCUUGCCCAGAAAAAUGGAAGUGGCACGGGAACAAAUGUUAUCAAUUCUACAAAGAAAGUAAAAACUGGCAAAGCUGUGAAUACUUCUGCCUGGCUGACAAUGCCACCAUGCUGAAGAUAAGCACUCAGGAAGAGCUGGAUUUUGCCAUGCCCCAGAGCUACUCUGAGUUUUUCUACUCUUAUUGGACAGGGCUCUCCCGCAAUGGCAGUGGCAAAGCCUGGCUGUGGACAGAUGGGACAUCUUACUCCUUUGAACUGUUUGAGAUCAUAAUAGAUCCCACCAACCUAAGAAGCAGGGACUGCAUGACCAUCUUCAACGGAAAGGCUUACUCUAAGGACUGCAAAGAGCUGAGGAGGUGUGCCUGUGAGAGGGUGGCAGGAAGAGUGGUCCCCGAGGAGCUCCAGUAGGGGACAUGAAGCACUGGAUGAAAGGGGCCAACAGGUCAGCUUCAACCACCAGCAAAAGGAUUGACAAGGGAGGGCAACGUGAAGGAGAUUCAAAGCUUUGGGAAACAGAGAGGCAGCUGCUGGGCCUGGUAUAUGAGAAGUUCUCCUGGUUCCAGCUCAGCAUUAUCCAGGCCUGGGCUUUACUUCUUGCCCACAUUUUCCAAGCACAAAAAGUCUUACUCAUGAACGACCUAGCCCCAGGAAGCCAUAGAGAUGUCCUUUUCGAUUUACAGAAGAUUUUCAGCUUUCUCCCUUCUCAGGGUCUGUUAUUAGCCUCUGUUUCAUGUCUCUCUUAUUCUUGGAAAAGUGAGAAAUAUAAGAAAAUAGAAGGGUUGAUACAAAGAGCACAAACUGGGUGUGCUGGUAUCCACACAAGUAUUGGUCACAGCACUUGGAAGGAGGAAAAAGACAUGAGAGGUUCAAGGCCAGCCUCAGAUACAUAGUUGAAGGCCAUCCUAGGCUACAUGAUACAUCUUCUCAAGUAACAGGGAAAUAAAGGAACAAAAGAACAAGAGAGAAAAAAAGAAGAAUUAAAACAGAAAUGUGAAAAAGCAAAGUGAAAAGAGAGAACAGAAGAAAAAGACUUGGCGUCCUUUAUCCUAACAGAUAGUCCAAGAAAAGCUAGCAGAAGUCUCCACCCCUGUGCUGCUCUACACACAGUCAAUUUUUUUUUGUGUGUGUCCAGUUCACACUUGGCCUUUUCGAGGCUUUCAAAAGUGACUUCACCUGUUGCAUCCGUGUCCAGCUUUCCAGCUGAUACAGUUCACACUAUGUCAAUCACCACUCCAUCAAUUGUGUCUUUCCCCUAAAUAUGUCUCCGAGGAAAGAGACAACUCUGAUCUAAAUUAGAAUCAAUAUCCCUGUACUCCCAAAGAGACAAAGCCUAGAAAACACAAUAACAAAACAAACAAACAACAAAUAUCAAAUAACAACAAAAUCUAAAACAGUCUCUGUAUAUGCACGGAUAAUAGUUCGAUUUCUUCUGCCAUCAUGUUUGAACAACGUUUAUACCUUCCAGGUACUGAAUGUUUAAUAAUAAUAUGUGUAAAUAAUGUGAAAUGGGUGAGGUUCUAGAGUGGGUUUGUGAUUUGGGAGGGGAGAUCAACAAAAGAAUCCUUUUCAUAAUAUGGAAACAAUCACUUCUUGACUGCUUGUGCAUUGACAAUUGGUAGGGCCACUCUAAAGAUAUUGUUUAUGACAUUACUUAAGUAUAAGAAAGUUUUCAAAGCAUAUUGUCUUCAAGAGGAUGGCCUUACAAUAUUCCUAAAGUGAAAUGUUUGAGGCAAAAAUCAGGACAAUGAGCUUGGUAUGUUGACUAGCGGAGUUGGGGGAGAGGCACAAUUUCUCAACAGGCGUGGGAUGAGAAAGAGAAGCUGUGACAUCUGCACAGCCAGACUCUUGACUAGACAUAAGUUUCUCUGGGCGGCGACAUUCAAAGCCACAACAGGGUCUUUGUGCCUAGCACCAUGCCAAGUGGUUUCAUUGCUGUAACAUUCUGGGGUUGGCAGUACCAACAAUAGAUUUUUCACACUCUAAAUUUUCAAUUAUAAAAGUUGGGAAACAUCUAUUUCAUGAUGAAACUACAAUUAAAUUAGCACUUUGUUAUGAAAAACAAUUCCAUAUUUAUUUUCAUAAGACUUAAUUUUAUUACUGUCAUUUAGACAUUACUGGGAGGCUACUUGAGUUUUCUUUUAGAUUUCCUUCAUGUUUGCUAGGGUAGGUCUUCAAUAUUGAAUUCUAUGCAGGUUUCCUGGGUCAAGCAAACAGAAUAUUUUUAAAACCGUAUAUUUGCGGUUUUAAAAUGGGGGAUUUGGGUCCUUCUUGUUUUGGUUUGUUUAUUGAGCCAAUCACCCCAUGUCAUGUAGCUUACAAAAAUGUGGGAAUAUUUAUAGUCUCCCUAUGAUAUAACUUAAAAUUAGGUGUAAAGUUUGUCUCAUGAUGUAGGUUGCAAUAUAAAAUGUUUGUUUUGGAAAUUAAGAAAAUAUUCUAAAGGUUUUAGUGAUUCUUUAACUAUAGGGGAACCCAAAGGCAGCAUCUGUAUUCAUUAAAGAGAAAAAGUAUUCUCAAAUAUUUUCCGUAAUUAACAAAAUGAUGCCUGUUGCUUCUGUUUAGUUAAAUUGUCUAAUACAGUAUUUCAAAAUAUGGAAUAAAGAUCAAGUCCAUCACUAGGCAAUUGUUAUGUAAACCUACUUCAGAAGGAACCAGUAGUCAGCAAGAGAAAGCCAGUUACAUUUUGUACUUGUAAAAGAGGGUCAUGGUUCUCAUUUAUGCUUUGACUCCUGGCAUUCUAGGCUCUGGGAGGGUGACAUGUGUCUCUCUACCAUUAGCUAUCUAAAGGGUGAAAAGCAUUCUCAUUUGCAAUCUGAGACCUCAACAAACUGCCAUUUCAGGUGGAAAAAGAGAAAAAUAGUAUUUAUUUGAUAUAUUUUCUUUCCUUGAGACUAUCCUUCGCCAUUAUCCAUAACUCCCCUUCCUGCAUCCAAACCCCAUACUAUUGAUAACACCAUAGGCAAGCAUUUCAAAAAAUGAGAACAGGGGAUAUGGUCCAAUAUUGCCUCCAGAACACUUAAAAACAUAAGAAGUGAUUGUAAAAUGAAUUUUAGAGAAGGCUUUCUGUUAAUAAAAGAUGGAAACUACAUGAACUAGCUCUCCCAGGACGAGAGGAACGUGAAGAUGUUUUUAUAGUCUCUGCUGUGUAGGUAAUUGAGAUGAAAAACUGCAGGAAGAGUCAAACAGAGAACAUGGCCUUUCCCAGAGAAUGAGCUCCCUCGGGUACACAAUGAGCUAUUUCUUUUCCUGAGGAUAUUGAGCACUCUCAGGACUUAUCAGCAGGAAACAGGUCAGGAGCCCAGUGACAGCAGGAAGUUUGAGGAGGGCAAGAGGCAGCUUUUACGUGGGGAAUACAAAUAGAUUACAAACAUGGCACGAUGGUUGAGUGGUCGUCCUGUGACCAGCCUUAAUGUUUGGGAGUCAAGUGCCUUUUUUUUUUUAAAGAUACAAAAUAAUAUAAAACAAAAUAAAAAUGCCAUGUGACCUAAGAUAGGCAAAAUCCACUCUAUGAAUAGAUCUUUAGAGUCUAACGCCAAUGAUAUCAUUCUAUCAAUAUUAUUAUUUCAGUAUUUUAUUGUUGUGUUUAGUGUGCAGUACUGUGUAUCUGUUUUCAAUUGUAGAGGAAUUUUAUUAUUUUUCUCUUUUUAAAAAGUUCACUUAGUGAGAUGGAUUAAAAGCACCUAAUUCAUCAUUGGUAGGAUUAGGACAUUACACUGAUCCUCUUGUGGCUAAUUACUGGACAGGUAUCCUGGAUCACUGGCAACCUGCGGUGAGACCUCUCCCAACUGCUCUGUCUGUGUAAGUGCAGCAUGGCUGCCUGGGACAUUGUAGGCAAUUGUGUUAGCUGCACUGUGCACACAUCUCUGGCUGGUAAAUGCAGCACCCUAUAUACAGGGUGGAUAACAUCAGCUGCAGGAUGUUUGCGUUCGGUUCCCUUGUACUUUUUUUUUUUCUCGAAGAAUUGUCCAUGCUUCCCAUCCUCUCUCUAAACAUAGCUGGAUGACAAGCCUUUGAAGAAGCUCAGAGACAAACAGUCUUCGCCGUUAAAAAUCACCAUUGUUCCUCCGUUUUCCAGAUUGGUAUAUUUAGCUACCAGGUGCCAGCUGUGAAAACCAAACAGCCUACAACUUUUACAGUCUGUGGACUCUUUACUCUCCCAGGAUCAGCAGAAAGCUAAAGAAAUUUCUUCUCCUUUUUCUGAAAGAGAGAGAGAGAGAGAGAGAGAGAGAGAGAGAGAGAGAGAGAGAGAGAGAGAGAGCGCAUGUGUGUAUGUGUGUGCAUGUAUGUAUUGCUUCCACCUUUUAAACACCUCAUCAAGGUAAAUAAACAAAACCAAGACAAAGACAUGAUCAUCUCAUUGGACAAGACCAUAGCCACUGAGAAAUGACCUUCAAGUCAAAGGAAAUUUAGUUUCCUUAAAUAAUUUCUGCUGCUUCUUUGGUUAAUUAGGUAUCAUCAUCAUCAUCA